GAGAGAGAAGAAACGCUUCAGAAGAUCCUCCCUCGUCCCUCCCUCUUGUAUUCAGCGAUACUUUAUACAUACCUCUGUUUCGCUCAUCCUUUUCAAUGAAGAUAACGGGAGAACAAACAUUGACAGACGAUUUGAAGCGAGAUUAACCCAUGAGACUCUCGGAGCCCAAGCAUGAACCAGGGGAGCGGUGCUUGCUUGUGGACUCCAGUGCCUCAGCAAUGCCCUGCACCAUGUGAUCGUUACAAGCAUGCUUCUUGUGCCCACAGAGGACAUGUUUACUUGCUAGGUGGCAGAGAAAAAUGCUCACUGAGAGAUUUCUGGAAAUACAAUGUGGUCUGUAACGACUGGGUUGAGCUUCCCUGUGAUAGCGAAGAAGCACCUGAAGAAGUGGAAGAGCACACCAUGGUAGCACACCAGGGAUUUUUAUAUGUCUUUGGAGGAUUGAGAGAUUCAUCAUAUUCUAACUCAAAAACACCUCUUUGGGUGUUUGAUACAGGUAAAGAGUGCUGGAUUAACUGGAAAGCUGCCAGUGUGGCCCUACAGGGAGUGACACCGGGGAACAGAAAAGGUCACAGUGCAGUCAUCUUGGGGUCAUCGAUGUACAUCUAUGGUGGAUACAUUGAUAUAAAAGGAUCGACAAAGGAAUUUUGGAAAUUUGAUUUUGAAUCCAGGCUGUGGUCUCUACGAAGCAGUGCACAAGUUGGGCCUGGUCCCAGACACAGUCACUCAGCUGUGACACACGGGGAAUGGAUGUACCUCUACGGUGGCUUGCAGGGCUUGAGAGAACAGAAGGACCUGUGGAGCUGGAGUUCUGCCAGUCAAACUUGGAGCUGCAUCAAAUUCCAUUCAGGUCCGUCCAGGCUGGUUGGUCACUCAGCUGUACUGUUUAAGGACAGCAUACUGAUAUUUGGAGGAGGUGAAACCCAGAGUUCCCCUCAGAACAGUUUGUGGAAGUUCAACCUGGAAACCCAAACCUGGAAGAAGCUGCCAUUGCUGCCUGGAUCAGCCUCUGUGUACCGGAUCCAUCACUGCAGUGUUGGCUUAGGGCAGAGUUUCCAGCCAACAACACAGACUAGCAUCUAUUACAGGGAAAUACCCAACUCUCACAACAUCAAGAACAAGCUAAGACCCUUCAAGAACAAGUGCCAACCUUCCCGGACCACUUUACAGGAGCCAUGCAUUGAGCUCCAGACGUUCCACAAGGAGAGUAAGAAGUAUUUAGCAGAUUUUAGCAUCACACUGAAAGACUCUAAACUAAAAGGCAGCUGUCUCACCUUUGAGAAUCAGGAGGCUGUUGGUGAGAAGAGGAAAAGUUGUGAGCUGGCGGAGGAAAGCGAGGAUGAGAUGUUCCUCCACAUGCCGGACUUGAUGUUGGUUCUGGGUGGCAAACCUCUGCAGGGACAGCAGGGGAUUUCAGUGUGGCAUAUGACCGUGGCGUAAAUUACCAUGUUCUUUUGCUUUCUCUGUGAGAAAAAAAAGCAAUAGUAGGUCAAUCCUGUGGGGAAAUUUAGACUUUCAAGAAAUCGUUUACAUACUGUGAAGGUGAAAUUUGUUAUUUUGCAUGCCCUUAGCUAAUGAUUGAUUAUAAAGUUUGUUUGGCAUUCUGUCUCGGGAGAGAGCCCUGAGCUCAUAUGAUCCUCGAAC
This is a messenger RNA of Danio rerio (zebrafish), 1644 nucleotides long. The record is from RefSeq and is a predicted model, not a curated record. NCBI's taxonomy places the organism in Eukaryota, Metazoa, Chordata, Actinopteri, Cypriniformes, Danionidae.